UUUUCGUCGUUGGAGACAAAAGUAAUAAAAUAUGUUUAAGAUUAUCAAAAAUAUAAUAGUUGAAAAUGACGCACUUAAACCAGUUGAAAAACCACAAGAAUUUCAGUACAUGAAAUGGGUACAAUAUCACCUUAAAUAUAUUGAUGGUUGGCCGAAAAUGGAUAUGAAUAAAAAAAAUGUAUCCAAGAUUAGGUUUCAUAAGCGACAUUUAUUAGUAGUUGAACAAACAAUAACUUUUCUCAGUCAAAUGUUUUACAUUGUGAAAAACUACGGAAAAUUAUCUUUCUUUGAAAUAGGCCAUUCAUACAUAACGGCAUUAAUGACCAUUGUUAUUUUCAGCAGAUCCGUCGUCACUGCGUUAGGCAGAUAUAGAAAAAUUGCGCGGUACUUCGUUAGCUCUCUGCAUUUAUACCAUUAUAAAGAUAUAUCAGAGUACGCUUUGCAGACGCAUCUUCUAGUUCACAGACUAUCUCACUACUAUACGGUGUACUUGAUAUCGCUUGUUGUCACGGGAAUGUUACUGUUUAAUAUUACGCCGCUGUAUAACAACAUAAGCUCAGGAGUAUUCAAUAGUCCUCGUCCUGAGAACAUGACUUUCCAGCACGCUGUCUACUUAGGUCUGCCUUUCGACUAUACAACCGAUAUUAAAGGAUACUUUGUUGUGUGUAUAUUAAAUUGGCAUUUAUCACACAUCGCAGCAUCGUAUUUUUGUACGUUCGAUUUGUUUCUUUCUCUCUUGAUACUACAUUUGUGGGGACAUCUCAGAAUAAUUUUGAAUAAUUUAAAAACAUUCCCAAAACCUUAUACAAAUAACUCGAUGUACACAGAAGAAGAAAAUCAGGUGGUAUUGUUAAAAUUACAAGAAUGCAUUCGUUACCACAAUUUUAUAAUAAGUUUUACAGUUAUGAUGUCGAACGUGUACGAUGUAGUUAUUAUCGUUUAUUAUCUUUUUCAUCAAGUGACCGGUUGUCUGUUGUUACUCCAAUGUUCAACAUUGGAGUGGGAGUCAUUAAGUCGCUAUGGGCCAUUGACGCUCAUAAUAUUUCAACAGCUUAUUCAAGUGUCCAUGAUAUUCGAAAUACUUGGAUUUUUGAGUGAUAAAUUGCCGAAUGCUGUCUACAGUAUCCCCUGGGAGGCCAUGAAUGUAACAAAUAGAAAACUGGUGCAAGUUUUGUUACAAAAAUCACAAAAGCCCAUUCAAUUCAAAGCUAUGAAUAUGAUGAGCGUUGGAGUUCAAACCAUGGCGUCGAUAAUAAAGACAUCUAUUUCAUACUUCAUCAUGCUACGCACCAUAGCAAGAGAUUAAUUUUCCAAAUUUCGAUGUUUUUCUUUUCGAUUUAGUGACACAAACACAGAUCAUCAUUCUGUUACUAUAGAUUGGUUUAAUUUAAUUAAUUUUAUAAAAAUCUUCUCGUGUAGAA
Messenger RNA from Bombyx mori (domestic silkworm), 1421 nucleotides. It is a transcript of the gene Or-4, whose product is annotated as olfactory receptor 4. NCBI's taxonomy places the organism in Eukaryota, Metazoa, Arthropoda, Insecta, Lepidoptera, Bombycidae. Gene Ontology annotation, biological process: detection of chemical stimulus involved in sensory perception of smell; sensory perception of smell. The record is from RefSeq and is marked provisional. Gene Ontology annotation, molecular function: odorant binding; olfactory receptor activity. Gene Ontology annotation, cellular component: plasma membrane.